Molecule: messenger RNA, 5838 nt
Organism: Lasiodiplodia theobromae
Lineage: Eukaryota; Fungi; Ascomycota; Dothideomycetes; Botryosphaeriales; Botryosphaeriaceae
Product: Fatty acid synthase beta subunit dehydratase
Exons: 2
Coding region: 1-5838 (1945 amino acids)
Biological process (GO): long-chain fatty acid biosynthetic process
Cellular component (GO): fatty acid synthase complex
Molecular function (GO): enoyl-[acyl-carrier-protein] reductase (NADH) activity; [acyl-carrier-protein] S-acetyltransferase activity; [acyl-carrier-protein] S-malonyltransferase activity
Source: RefSeq, a predicted model, not a curated record
AUGAAGCAGGAUCUCAUCAGAAAUUUCUACACCGCCGCAGCCUUCAACGAUGGUCGAUAUCUUCCUUCCGCCCUUCUUUCAGCCGCCGACGAUGGAUCCGCACGGAUAUACACCAUCUUCGGUGGUCAAGGAAAUACUGAGACGUUCUUCGAGGACAUUCGCGACCUCUAUCGCACCUACGAGCCACUGCUCAAAACAUUUGUGAGGCAGUCUGCCAGCUUGCUGCUUGCAUUGUCUCGUGAUCCCAGAUGUCAGGAUACUUUCUACGAAAAGAAUCUCGACGUCGAGGCCUGGCUGCAGUCACCCUCAUCUACCCCAGAUGUCUCCUUUUUGAUCAGCGCACCUGUCAGCUUCCCAUUAAUUGGUCUGUUCCAGCUGAUGAAUUACAUGGUUACCUGUACGGUGCUUGGUCUUUCGCCAGGAGAGUUCGGAAACUCCAUCAGCGGCACGACAGGCCACUCUCAAGGCAUCGUUGUUGCCGCUGUCGCUGCAGCUGCCGACUCUUGGGAUUCAUUCUAUCGUCUUUCCAUCUCGGCUCUUUCCAUACUCUUCUGGAUUGGUGUUCGAUCUCAGGAGGCCUUUCCACAGACCAGCAUUUCACCCGAAGUUGUUGCGGAUGCGCUCGCAAACAAUGAGGGAACACCAACGCCUAUGCUGAGUAUCAGAGACUUGCCGCAACGACUGGUAGAAAUGGAGAUUGUAGCGACAAACAAAUACCUCUCUCCGCACAGCCAUGUUUCGAUAUCCCUCAUCAACGACUCCCGGAACAACAUCGUAGUUGCCGGUCCUCCAACAUCGCUGGCUGCCCUGAAUGUUCGCCUGCGUCGAAUGCGGGCGCCUUCGCAGCUCGACCAGACAAGAGUUCCAUUCUCGAAGCGGAAGCCAGCAUUCAGCACCUCAUUCCUUCCCAUAUCAUCACCUUUCCACGUCUCGUCCCUCUCACGGGUGACCAGAGCCGUCAUGGAAGACCUCCGGGAAGUGAAGAUCAACAGCAGCUGUCUCCGAAUUCCCGUGUAUCAUACAUCCACUGGUGAGGACAUCAGCACGGUGGGAAACUUCGACCUUGUUCCUGUCCUUGUACGUAUGGUCACCGAGGAGACUGUGCGCUGGGAGUCAGCCACUCUCUUCGAAGGUGCAACGCACAUCAUUGAAUUCGGCCCCGGAGGACCUUCGGGGAUUGGUGCUUUGACAGCACGCAUGAAGGAUGGUGCAGGCGUGCGUGUUAUACUUGCGGACCGCAUGGAAGCGGCUGGCGACCUCGGUUGCAAGGUCGAGCUGUUCAGUCCCCGGGAAAGUGAUAUCCGAUACGGCACGAAUUGGGCUGAAGAGUAUCAACCUCACCUUGUCUGUGCAGCCGGCCGUACCAUGGUGGAAACGAGGCUGAGCCGACAACUGGGUGUGCCACCAAUCAUUGUCGGUGGAAUGACUCCGACCACUGUGCACCCAGACUUUGUGGCGGCGACAAUGCAGGCGGGGUUCCACAUUGAGCUUGCUGGAGGCGGCUAUCACAGCCCGGAGACAAUGGAGACAGCACUUCUUGAUCUGGCCGAGAAGAUUCCUGCAGGACGCGGUAUCACCGUCAAUCUCAUCUACGCAAACCCUCGCGCGAUGAAUUGGCAGGUUUCUCUCAUCAAAAAGCUUCGCGCUGAAGGCGUCCCGAUCGAUGGCCUCACAAUUGGUGCUGGUGUCCCGUCUCCCGAAAUUGCCGAUCAGUACUUCCAUAUGGGUCUAGGCCACGUGUCGUUCAAGCCCGGCUCUGCAUCUGCAAUCGAUGCUGUGCUAGACAUUGCACGAUCGAAUCCAACGUCCCCCAUCAUCCUUCAGUGGACUGGUGGGCGCGGCGGAGGCCAUCACUCAUGCGAAGAUUUUCACCAGCCCAUCCUCCAGAAGUACUCCAAGAUUCGCCGCUGCGAAAACAUCAUCCUAGUCGCAGGAAGUGGGUUCGGCAGUGCUGCAGACACCUACCCGUAUCUCACAGGGAAUUGGUCUCUCGAGUAUGGGUACCCACGAAUGCCAUUUGACGGAUGCCUCUUCGGGAGUCGGAUGAUGGUGGCCAAGGAAGCCCAUACAAGCCAGGGUACCAAACAGGCCAUCAUUGCAGCAAGAGGCCUCCCCAAUGAGCAGUGGGAAAUGACGUACAAAGGCUCCGCCUGCGACAGCGACAUCAUCACCGUCAUCUCCGAGAUGGGCGAGCCGAUGCAUAUGAUUGCCACGAGAGCCGCCAGAUUCUGGGCAGAUAUGGACGAUCGUGUUUUCAGCAAGCCUCCAGCACAACAGCUUCGAUUUCUACAGGAGAACCGGGAGCACAUCAUCCAAAGACUGAACAAUGAUUUUCAGAAAGUCUGGUUUGGCCUUGAUGAUGCGGGAAUUCCAGUGGAUCUCCAGCGAAUGACGUAUAGCCAGGUUGUUUCUCGCCUACUCGAGCUUCUUUGCUACGAGGAAUGCGGUACUGUUCACUGGAUUGAUGCUUCGUACCAGCGUUUCGUGGUCGACUUCCUCCGUCGGGUUGAACAGCGGUUCUCCGCCGCCGGGAAGUAUUCCAUCACCAGCAAAUGUACGAACCCCGCUGAAGUGAGAGACGUUUCACGGAUAGUUUUUGCUGCAUACAAUUCCGCACAAGAACAGUUCCUGCACCCUCAGGACGUCGCUUUCUUCUUGCACUUGUGCCAGCGGAGAAGCCAGAAGCCAGUUCCUUUCAUACCGGUCUUGGACGAGAACUUUCAGACGUACUUCAAGAAGGACUCACUCUGGCAAUCGGAGAAUCUCGACAAGGUCGUUGGGAAAGAUGCAGGACGGGUCUGCAUUCUACACGGCCCUGUGGCUGCCUCGUUCUCGGACAAGGAAGAGCCUGUGAAAGAUAUUCUGGACGGAAUUCACAACGGCCACAUUGAAGCCCUGAAGGCUGAUUUCUACGCGAGCAACCUAACCAUCCCGUCCGUUGAAUACAUGGGCGCCCAAGAAUUCACUGGAUGUUACCCCGAGAACACCAGCAUCAUUGAGACUGAAUCCGACAUCAUCCUCCGGUUACCACGUUCAUCCGACAAUCUGCCUUCGGCUGAGUCCCUCAGAGCUUUCCUCGCUGGUCAUUUCCCUUCGUGGCGGUCUGCACUUUUUUCCUCCAAGAUUAUCCAAGAGGGCAGUCGUUGGCGAGAGAAUCCUUUGAGAGCCAUAAUCCUUCCAGCGGCUGGACAGUGUGUGGAAAUCAAGAAUCACAAUGACAUUCUCAACACUCGAGUCGUCAUUUUAGAGCCACUGGCAACGUCCAAAGACCAGGCAAAGACGGUGGAGAUAUCCUUCAGCUCUGGCACCAAGGAGAUCUCAGUUUCCCUGACGCAUCAUCAAACAGCGGCGACUCAGCCGGCGGAGCUCUUGCUUCGGUUUCGUUACCAACCCGAGGUUGCUGGUGCACCGAUAGCGGAAAUUAUGCACGACCGUCUGGAACGCGUCAAGUCUUUCUACUGGCAAGCCUGGUUUGCAGACGAGCCGCGCUGUCCAGAUGCCACUGUCGAAGAUGUUUUCCGCAGUGGAUAUGUCAUUAUCGAUGCUGGUAUGAUCCGCAGCUUCGCAGCUGCUGUGGGAAAUCGCGGUGAAGCCUUUACUGGGACAAUCGGUGGUCCAAUGGAAGCGCCUCUCGACUUUGGCAUCGUCGCCGCCUGGAAGGCCAUCAUGAAGCCGUUGUUUGCCAUCAAUGCAGAUCUCCUGACGUUGGUACAUCUCUCGAACCAGUUCAGGAUGGUAGCUGGUGAACAGCCCCUUCGUGAAGGUGACGUGGUUACAACAACAGCUUCCGUUACUGCCGUCGUCAACCAGGAGUCUGGGAAAAUGGUUGAAGUUAGCGCCGUCAUCAACCGGAGUGGUUCCGCCGUCAUGGAAAUUACUUCUCAAUUCCUAUUCCGAGGAGCUUAUAACGACUCUGAAAACACUUUCAGGAAAUCAGUUGUUGACGAUGUCCACGUGCAGAUGAGAAACGCCAAAGACGUUGCAAUCCUCAAUGCAAAGCCUUGGUUGAAGCUUGUAGAUCCGCAAGCAGAUCUCUCAAACAGAACUUUGAGCUUCCAGCUCCAGCACUGCACUCGGAACUCUUCCGUCAGCGUCACCGGAAACGUAUCUUGCGGAGGGCGAAUCAUCGGCUCCGUCGAGUAUCACUCUGCGACCAGCAGUGCCAAUCCUGUCUCUGGUUAUCUACAGCGCCAUGGUGAGCCUAGGCAGAAAAUUGUCCCACUAGACAAUCCAGUUCCUAUUGAGGGAUCCGAGAAUCUGUUCUGCGUCCAGAUUCCGGAGUCGAAUGCCCGGUAUGCGCGAGUAUCAGGAGACUUCAAUCCGAUUCACACGUCACGUACUUUUGCAUCGUACCUUGGGCUCCCAGGAACCAUCACGCACGGUAUGCACACCAGCGCAGCAGUCAGGAGCCUCUUGGAUGUCACUGUUGCCAAAGGCUGCCCGUCCAGAGUUCGAAAGUACAGGGCAUCCUUCCAAGCCAUGGUGCUCCCUGGAGACCAGCUCACAGUGUCAAUUCAUCACACGGCCAUGCUCCAGGGCCGCAAGAUUAUCAAGUUGGAGGCACGCAACAGCAAGCACGAAGUGGUGAUGUCUGCCGACGCUGAAGUCGAUCAACCAAGCACCGCGUACAUCUUCACCGGCCAAGGCUCGCAGCGCAAGGGAAUGGGCAUGGAGCUUCGGGAGAAGAGCGCAGCCGCUGCAUCUGUAUGGACGAGGGCAGACGAGUACUUUCAGGAAAACUACGGAUUCCGUAUAACCACCAUCGUCCAGGACGACCCGCAGGAACUCACCAUCCACUUCGGCGGGCCCAAGGGUCGCCGCAUCCGCGCCAACUACCUCUCGAUCCUCGACGACGCCGCUUCGAGCCCGCACCGCGGCGCCUUCGUCCGAGCCAGCGAGAUGUACCGAGCGCUGCACGCCAAGCAGCGCUGCACGUCCUACACGUUCCGCUCGCACCUCGGCCUGCUCUCGGCCACGCAGUUCACACAGCCAGCCCUCACGCUCAUGGAGGUGGCGCGGUUCGCGGACCUGCGCGCGCGCGGGCUGGUCGCCGAGGGUGAGGGCGAGCUGUCGUUCGCGGGCCACUCGCUGGGCGAGUACGGCGCGCUGGCGGCGCUGGGCGGCAGUGGCUCGUUCAUGCGCGUCGAGAGCCUGGCGGCCAUCACGUUCGUGCGCGGGCUGACGAUGCAGAUGGCCGUGACGCGCAGCGCGAGCGGGCGGUCCGCGUACUCGAUGUGCGCCGUCAACCCGUCCAAGGUGUGCGCGCGGCGGUCGUUCGGCGAGCGCGGCCUGGCCGACGUCGUGGCCGCCAUCGUGGAUGCGAGUGGGCCUGAUGACGACGACGACGACGCCGCCGGCUGGCUGCUCGAGAUCGUCAACUACAACAUUAGGGACCUGCAGUACAUCUGCGCGGGCGACGUGCGCGCGCUGGCCUGCCUGACCGAGGUGCUCAACCGCUUCGUGCGCGACGACCGGGAGGAGGCGCGCCCCUGGCUGGAUCGGGAGCGCCUGAUGUGCGUGGUGCGGCAGUGCGUGGAACGGGUGCGGGCGAUGCCGCAGCCGGUGGACUACGAGCGCGGGCCGGCGACGGUGCCGUUGAAGCAGAUCGACGUGCCGUUUCACUCGAGCUUCUUGGCUGGCGGCGUCGACUCGUAUCGCCGGUUCCUGCAGAAGCACAUCAAGCGUGCCGACAUCGCGCCCGAGAGGUUGGUGGGCAGGUGGAUUCCGAAUGUUACUGGAGUGCCGUUUGGCGUGUCCCGCGCUCAUUUUGAGGAGAUGCAUCGGGUGACAAACUCGCCACGGCUUCGAGACAUUCUCGAAAAUUGGAACAAGGCUUAG